Molecule: messenger RNA, 789 nt
Organism: Microthlaspi erraticum
Lineage: Eukaryota; Viridiplantae; Streptophyta; Magnoliopsida; Brassicales; Brassicaceae
Source: the annotation of a GenBank genome assembly
AUGAGGAGGUCUCCAGUGGGCAGGAAGAUUCCUUCUGAUCGCUUUGCUUACCGUGAUGAUCCUUACCGUAACGAUCCUCAUCGGAGUUUCAGCCAGAGUAAAACGUGCAACAACUGUAAGCGACAUGGUCAUUUUGCUCGAGACUGUCCCAAUGUCACAAUUUGCCACAAUUGUGGCCUUCCUGGGCACAUAGUAUCAGAAUGCUCGACAGAGUCAGUGUGUUGGAACUGCCGUGAAUCAGGCCACAUGGCCAGUAGCUGCACAAACGAAGGCGUUUGUCACAGAUGUGGCAUAUCCGGACACCAGGCCAAAGACUGCACCGCUCGCCAGCUCCCUCCCGGAGACCUUAGACUCUGCAACAAGUGUUACAAGCAAGGCCACUUCGCAGCUGACUGCACCAACGAGAAGGCCUGCAACAACUGCAGGAAGACUAGUCAUUUGGCUCGCGAUUGCAAAGACGACCCCGUGUGUAACCACUGUAACCUGGCUGGUCAUCUCACUAUCAAAUGCCCCAAAGCCAAUGCAGUUGCAGGAGACCGCGGACCACCACGUGGGAGCAGAGGCGUGCAUCAUGGUGGCCACCGAGAGCAGUACGAGGAGGAGAUUGUGUGCAGGAACUGCAGGCGAGUGGGGCAUAUGAGCAGAGACUGCAUGGCUCAGUUGAUGAUGUGUCGCAACUGUGGUGGAAGAGGUCACAUUGCCUAUGAAUGUCCUUCUGGCAGAUUUGUCAACAAUCUCAGCUUCCCUUUAGGUACUAAGCAAGCCUCCAGAAGGAGCUUCUUUGCUUAG